AUGGAGGGCCCAGACGCCAUGGACGCCGAGUUCAACUGCAUGGGCUGCGGCCCAGCAUCUUUGCACGACUUAUCAGAGCUGGACUGCGCCUGCACGCUGUGCACGGCCUGCGCGCGCCGGGCCGUCGCGCCGCAGAUCAAGCCGCGCAAGCCCGCGCCGGCCGGCGCCGCCGCGGCCGCGGCCGCGGCGUUUGCAGUAGGGGAUGAAGUGCUGUACCUGAGGACCGGCCUGCUGCAGCGCGCCACUGUGCGGCAGAUCGACCGCAGCGUGCACCCUCCGCAGUAUGGGAUCGAAUUGGCCAAGGAAGACGGCGCGGCCGCCGACAGCGGCGGCUGCCUGCGCUUUACAGAGGGCCCACGCCUCCGGCCCGCCGGCGCCGCGCCCGCGGACGCUUGGCCGGACGUGACCUGUCCUUGGUGCUGCGGCGGCGUCGGGCGCGCCGCGCAGCGGCGGUUGUGCCCGGCGGCGUGCGCCGAGUUGGAGGAGCGGCUCACCCAAGCGUGGCUCGAGGCGCACGGCGCCGUCAGGUGCCCCUGCUGCGGCGCGCUGAUCGAACGGGUCGCAGCGCCGCCGCAAGCGCAGCAGCAGCGGCAGCAGCAGCAGCAGCAGCAGCAGCAGCAGCAGCAGCAGCAGCAGCGGCAGCAGCAGCAGCAGCAGCGUGGGCAGCUGCAGGAGCGGGAGCCGCACCGCUUCCGCUGCGCCCUCUGCCGCUCCACGUUUUGCGACGCGUGCCGCGCGUCCCCGUACCAUUCCAACUUGACAUGUGAACAGCACGCCGCCCCGCGCUGCAUCUACUGCGCCGCGCCAAUCCUGGACGCACAAGGGCCCGCGGAGCAGCGGGGUGCAGGAGGGGGCGGCGCGCAGGGGGUGGAGGAGGGGCCCCAACGUGAGGGCGGCGCGACGGGGCCGGCGGCGGCGGCGAGCGUGCAGCAGCUGCGCACGCGGAUAGCGGCGAUGGGGGCGGACGCGAGCUGGUGCCUUGAGAGAGCAGAGUUGCUCUUUGUGCACAGCCGUGCGGCGCAGGUCUGCGGCGCCGCCGAGUGCCGCUCCAAGCUGCGGCGCGCCUGCACCAAGCGCCUGCCCUGCGGCCACGCCUGCGGCGGCCUGCGGGGCGAGGCACCCUGCCUGCCCUGCGUCAGGGGGGACUGCCUGCUGACUCACCAACUGCCUCCCCGCGGCGGCGCCGCGUGCGCGGCUGCCGGGGCGGGCGCGUGCUUGAUCUGCCUGGAGCAGCUUGACUCCGCGCCCUGCCUGCGGCUGCGCUGCGGCGCGGCGCACGUCGUGCACGCGGGCUGCGCGCGGGCGCGGCUCGAGGCGGGGGCGCCGUCGGCGGAGCUGAGCUUCGGGUUCCUAUUCUGCCCGGCGUGCGGGCCGCAGGGCGGCGAGGCGCGGGCCUUCCAGGUGAUGACGGCGCCGCCCCACCUGGACCACCCGUUCCUGGAGUCAGCCCUGGAGCCGCACUUGCAGAUGAGGGCUGACGUGGCGGCGCUCGCCAAGCAGCGGCUCAAGGUGGAAGGCCUCACGCGCACCGCCCCCGAGCUGCAGGUCGGGGGCUCGUUUGACGGCCGGCCCGCGGACUUCGCCGCCGCCCGGUUUGUGUUCUUCUGCUGCAGCCGCUGCCGCCGGCCGUUCUUCGGCGGUGCACGCGCGUGCGGCGCGGCGGGCGGCGGGGGCCGCGGCGGCGGUGGGGGCGGGGGCGCGGCGCAGGCGGACGAGGAGCUUGUGUGUGGCAGCUGCUCGGCGGCUGCUGGCGGCGGCGAGUGCCGCAAGCACGGGCGGGACUACAUAGAAUGGAAGUGA
Monoraphidium neglectum is the source of this 1800-nucleotide messenger RNA. RefSeq names its product E3 ubiquitin-protein ligase MYCBP2. The record is from RefSeq and is a predicted model, not a curated record. Gene Ontology annotation, molecular function: zinc ion binding. NCBI's taxonomy places the organism in Eukaryota, Viridiplantae, Chlorophyta, Chlorophyceae, Sphaeropleales, Selenastraceae. The transcript is spliced from 9 exons. Gene Ontology annotation, cellular component: nucleus. Bases 1 to 1800 code for a protein of 599 amino acids.